This is a messenger RNA of Brassica napus (rape), 5915 nucleotides long. RefSeq names its product NAC domain-containing protein 86-like. Gene Ontology annotation, biological process: regulation of DNA-templated transcription. Gene Ontology annotation, molecular function: DNA binding. The coding region runs from base 1968 to 3458 and encodes 496 amino acids. The transcript is spliced from 6 exons. Lineage: Eukaryota; Viridiplantae; Streptophyta; Magnoliopsida; Brassicales; Brassicaceae. The record is from RefSeq and is a predicted model, not a curated record.
AAAGUGUAAAGAAGGGUAUGAACAAUUUGUUAUUAUAUGUGUGUACGUUAAACUUGUAUGCUAAUGUUAAUAUAUGUGUAUAUAUAAAUUAAAUGUUUAAUUGGAUAUAGAUCUAGAAUAAGGAAUCUGAAGAAUGACAUAAAAGUUGAUUAUGAUGAUGAGAAAAGCUGUUAAGCGAUGCUGGGGUUGGCCCAUCAAUGCCUCAAGGGAUUUCUUCACAUGAUCACAAGUUGGACCCACAUGAUCUACCAUGUGGAGCCCCCAACUUGUUAUUCUCUUUAUCUUUCAAAUUUUAUAUGUGAUACUAUAAUGUGUAAAAUAUUCACACUCCAUGUAUGAGCAUACUAUAUGAGCGUUUGUAUAUAUCAGUAUCAUGUGUUUCAUUCUGGUUUUAGAUGUCACAUGCUCAUGAACGAACGAGUUUGCGUCUCAUUAUCAUUAGGUGUGUUUCAUAAUGUCAUAGUAGUGUGGACAGUUAAGGACAUAUGAAGUUUUCAAUAGCAGCGGCAUAGGUGCAUCUAUCAGGAGUAAACAAACAAUACAAAUUUUUAAAAAAUAAAGAAUCAGUGGAAAGUAAUGAGGAAGGCGUUGUAACUUGCAAGUAGCAAACGAGUGAAUGAGAAGAAAAUUUAUCAUAUGACCGUCAUUGACCGAUGAUCUGAUGACGGGGCAAUGAGAAUGGCAAACUUGAUUUAUUAUUAGACACGAGAGAUUUCUCGAGAAUGGCCACUAAUAACCAAUACAAUUAAUGAUCAUACUUCAACCGAUCGAUGAUGUAAAAUCAGAGCUACGUUAUCUACAAAUUUUGCGUUUUAAAAAGCUAAAUUGCGUGUGUUGCAUAUUUACAUGCUUAUGUCACUGUAAAUGGACAAAUAGUGCAACAUGUUCUCUGUGGAGUACGCAACGAACAUAACUGAACUAGCUAAUACAUGAUUUUUUAACUAGUUCACGAGAGAUGUUGCUCCACUUUGGGAUUAGCUAAGGAUUCGGUUCGGGAUCGGUAAUAAAAAGAAUAGCUGUGAUUGAGAUUGUAUAUUGAUCAGCGGCAAUCACGAAGUGACUAAAGGAUUCGCAAGUGGGAUAUUACAAAUGAGACAGUUUAUUUCAGUUAGAAGCGCCGCCAAACAUAAAGAUCUGAAACCAGUUUCUAUUGGUUCAGCCAAUAUUCGUUUCCCCAUGCACCCAACGAUGUCCUGCCACCUGGAACAUUCCAAACCGACAACACUUGGAGAAGGAUGGAAUACUUUAGGAGACCUCUUAGAUGAAGAAACACAUUUUCGCAUUAUGCCGAUUUUAACUGUGACAUGUUUUGUAUAGUUUUAUACAAAAACCAUGUAUUUGAAAAUUAACCGGUAUCCCAGAACCACGUACCAUGGACAGUAUGUUCAAAAUCCACAAAAAAAUAUAAUGAAUGAAUCAUUUAUUUAAAUUUUCAUUCGCAGUUUAAUUUCCUUAUGUAUGUAUGGACCGGUCUACUGUGAAUACAUAACAAAAGCUUUCUUGGUAAUAUUUAAACCUAUCUAUCAAACUUGAAGAUAACGAUGGUGAGAAUCAGAAUCUGUGUAAGAGAAAACAAAAAGAGAUCAAGAAAAAGAUGGGACCAAUUGGGUAUUUUCUUUAUAGUUUUAUAUUGUUAUUUCAUUCCAAAGGUGACAUCCUCUCCCUUUGAUUAUUUACUUUUCAGCCAUUUUAUAAGAAAAUCUGUCUUUCUCCUCUUUAUUUAUAAACCUACACCGUUCAAGCCCUCAUAACACAAAACAUUUGUCUUCUCUCUCUUUCUUCUUUCUCUUGAGUCUUUCGUAUUAUUUAUCUCCACCUCUCUAGUAUCUCUUACUCAGUUAUACCUUUCCUAUAUACGUAUAAUACGAUCGGUCUUUGUUCCCUAACAAGACCGUUCGUUAAGUCUUGUCGCACACUACAUAAACCGAUAUUGAAUCCAGGUUUCAAUAUCGUCGAAGAGUUAUACAAUGGCUCCGGUCUCGUUGCCUCCUGGUUUUAGGUUCCAUCCAACGGACGAGGAACUAAUCACAUACUAUCUCAAAAGAAAGAUCAACAGUCGAGAGAUAGAGCUGGAAAUUAUCCCUGAAGUAGACCUCUACAAGUGCGAACCAUGGGACUUGCCAGGGAAGUCGUUGCUUCCGAGCAAAGACCAAGAAUGGUACUUCUUCAGUCCACGGGACAGAAAGUACCCCAAUGGUUCAAGAACAAACCGAGCAACAAAAGGCGGUUACUGGAAAGCCACCGGCAAAGACCGGCGGGUGAGUCUGAGAGAUCGAGCCAUAGGAACCAAGAAAACCUUAGUUUAUUACCGUGGACGCGCCCCACACGGUAUUAGAACUGGUUGGGUCAUGCAUGAAUAUCGCCUCGAUGAAACCGAAUGCGAACCUACUGCGUUCGGCAUGCAGGAUGCAUAUGCACUUUGCCGCGUUUUCAAGAAGAUAAUAAUCGAAGGGAAACCAAGAGAUCAACAUCAGCAGCAUCAUCAGCCUUACGCCCACACGAGUUCGAAUAUAAGUCGUAGCUCAAGUUUUGACGUUGGUUCGGAUCUUGAAAUAAGUUCAAAUACACAUCAAGUUCUACCUUACAAUAACGUUACCGAGACCCAGCCGAUAUUUGGAAACGCAUUCGGUGAUCAUGAUGACCGGUCGCAAUACUUGUCACAAAACAUGGCUCCAAGCUUUUCAAAUUACGAAUCUCCUUAUGGACCAUACCUCAAUCAAUCUAAGGUGUAUACAGAAACUGAAUGUGGAAUGUUGCAACAUCAAAUGUCAAUGCCACCGUUGCAAGUAGAAAACACGCCUGUUCCGACCAGCAUUUUCUCCAAUGGGAUGAAUCAGAACAGCGGUCAAUGUGGUUUCGAUGACUUUACUUUCGCUACAAGUAACCGCAACCAGCUGUAUAACAGCAACGGUGAUGAUCAUUUAAUACACAUUGGAAAUCUCGAAGAACAAUUGCUCAGUGCUGGACACUCAACGUGGAUGAACAUGUCUAACGGAUCUUUAAAUCAGAGUUUCGCAGAAGACGUAGAGGUUUUGCCAAGCUUUGAGGAGAAUGAUCAAGAUAUUGAAUAUUUUGGCAGAUCUGAGACCAGUACACUCAACAACAUAGAGAUUGAUGAGUUUUUCUCGUUUGAAGACCGAGUAGAAGACACCGACAAGUCAAACAUAACUUUAAACUCUUCAGGAUCCGGAAUGGUCGAAGAAGAGAAUAUAGUAGACCGUAAAAUGCUCAUUUGCACACGUCAAACAACUCAAGUUUUGUAUCAUCAAGUCGUACCAUCGCAGGUUUUGAAAGUUCGCAUUAAUCUUGUCGGAGGAAAUGAAGAUAGAAGAUUGUUUACCGAAGAAGAAGGCAAGGAUUCUUGGUUCCGGAAGGCUGAAAAUGUUGCCAAGAUGAAACUGAAGCAGAUUAGUUUAGUUGCAAAACAUUAUUACCAGUCUUUUCCAAUUAUUUUCUGAUUUUAUUUAUUUUGUUUGUCUAAUUCUAUUUUAAAAGAAGAGAGUAUACUAUAUAUACAUUAUUACAUUGCAAUAUUGAUUGAUUAUCAUUGUGAUUAGUUUAAUAUUAUUGGGAAGAAAAAACCUAUUAAACAUAAUCCAUUACGUUGUUCGUAAUUUUCUCAGAAUCUAUCUAUGGAUAUGGACUUUGCAAAACUUUGCUUUGCAAGAACUAAAAACAUAAAAGUAAUAAUUGAACUAAAAAAAUAAAAAGAACUAUUGCCCAAGAGUGUGGAGUCGCCAGAUUUUCUAACUCCAUCACCGCUGUGUCACUUUCACAUUACGCGGUCCUAAGCAUCGACGGUUCUUCCCAAAGUCAACUAUGCGACCUUCAUACCGGAGUUGUUGCACGGAGACCCAACUAUUCCGAAGCUUUUUACCUCUUAUCCAAUGUUUGUUCACACACGUUCUGGUUGAAUGAGAGUGAUGACUGUACGUUUAUGUCUCUUACGAUUACAAAUCGUUGGGCUCGACACGGUAAUGUUGAGUUUUGAAGUUUGGACCCAAUUAAACCAUCAGCGCUGUCAUCAAACUUCAUCUUAAGCGCCUCUUUGGAGGUGAAGUUAGAGCUUGAGAUUCACCAAGUCUUUUUGGUAAGCUUUGUUGGGUUUAAAGCUGAUUGUGCUUGUUUCAGCGUGAAAUCAAGUCAGUUAUGACUUCGUACUCUCAAUGUUGUCUACAGUUCUGAAGCUUCUAAUCUAAAGUUCUUGCCAAUCAUCAUUCCGACCGCUUUUAUAGGUGUAUCAACGUCGUUUUCAACUAUCAAUUGUUCUUUCGGGAUCAAAAUUGAAGUUUUUCUUUGGGUUUCUUCAUUUCGCUGAGCGUAACUCCUUCCUAUAUGUUCUAUCUCUAGCUCUUUUGUAAUGUUUUCUAGUAUUGUUCUACCGUCGAGCUUAGUUACGGGACUUUCUAUUUCAAUUGUAAACGUUGCUUUUUGAGCUUUUUAUAAUAAAAUUUGUGCACAAAAAAAAAGGAAAACAAUAUCAAUAAUUAAAAGUCUCCGCCACUUAACUUAAGCCCGCACAAAAUAUGAGGACCCGAUAGAAAUUUACUUAAAUUACGAAACACGUAUAUAACACGCGCGUUAGGGUUUUACGGCAUCAGCCACACUCAUUGGCAGUAUAAAUAACCUUCGACUAAAACCUCAAUCUCUCAUAAAAACUAGCCGUCGACUUCUAUUACCUUGGAACCUAGCUUAGAUCUGUUUCUCUGUUCUUUAGUUCUUCUUGUUCGCGUCACUUUAACUGAUUACCACCGUUCUUGUUUAUGUUCGUUGCGUAUGAGUUGACGCCAUAGUAAUUCCCUAUUUAUGCUAUUCGUUUUGAUUUUAUAUGAAAAUACCUCGCGUGUUUUCAAUCAUCACGAGUUUGCAGUUUAGGGAAAAUCUUCUCUAUAUAUUUUUUUUCAUAUAGACAGCCUAAGAUGUGGAAUUAUCUUGUCUGAAAGUAGUUUUCCGGCACUGUUUUAUAAAAAAAUUUUAUUAGGUUUGUAGAUAAAUGUGUAGAAGGGAGAAUAUGGAGGUGAUGACAAUUUCCCCAGAUGAUCGAAACUGAUUAUACUGAGCGAAUAGAAUUUUCUUCUCAUCAGAGGAAAGUCAAGCCAAUUAGUCUGAUCCUUCUCCUAAAUUGAUGUGUUUUUUUUGUUAAUAUUCUUAGAUUCAUGUAGUUUCCUUUGAACUUAAUAAGAAAGAUUCAACAUUUAAUGAAGGAGUUUUGGAGGUGAUGACAAUUUCCCCAGAUGAUCGAAUCUGAUUAUACUGAGCGAUUUAUAUUUCCUCCCAUCAGAGGAAGUCAAGCCAAUAUUCUGAUCCUUCUCCUUUGUUUUUUAAUGUAAUCGUUUUUUGUUUGAUAAGUUUAUUUAUAUUUAUACUAAUAGAGAUAUGGAGGUGAUGACAAUUUCCCCAAAUGAUCGAAUCUGAUUAUACUAAGCGAUUAUUAUUUCCUCUCAUCAGAGGAAAUCAAGCCAAUGUUCUGAUCCAUUCUCCUUAAUUUUUAAUUGUUUUGUUUUUUUACUAAUAUGUGAUAUUUAGUGUCGUAGACUUGUUGGAGCUUAUGUUAUCCUGGAAAAUUUCUAGGAUGUGCUAGAUAAAUCAAGAAUAUAGGGUAGUGGUACGCUAUUGUUAAAGCAGAUAUGGAGGUGAUGACAAUUUCCCCAAAUGAUCGAAUCUGAUUAUGCUAAGCGAUUAUUAUUUUCUCUCUUCGGAGGAAAUCAAGCCAAUGUUCUGAUCCAUUCUCCUUACUUUUUAUGAAGUUUCGGUUUAUGUAACAAUGGUCUCCCGGUUGUUUUCAGUCUUGCAAGUUUUUGUUUCUUUUCUGGAUGUUGAUUGUAUUUACUGAUGGAUUAGACUGUUUCUUGAAGAAAAUUGGAUGACCGUAAUUGUUUUAACCUGAAUCGAAUUAACUAUACUCAAAUUCAGUA